UAUUCGCCUUCUCUCUCUCACUCCUCACUCUCUCUCUAGAUUAGCAACCGAAAACAGAGUGUGUGGGAAGGAAAAGAUUGCACACUCAAACUCUUAGGCAAAUGUGAGCGGAAUUUUCCCGGAAAAUCAGGGAUCGAUCAAUUUACCCGGAAAAUUCAGUAAUCCGUCAAAUACGGUAAUUGAAAUGCAAGACAUUCAUUCAGUGAGAGGAGGAGGGAGGUUCUUCGGCGGCUCGGGAGGAGGAGACCGGCGGCUGAGGCCGCACCAGCACCCCAACCAGCAGGCUUUGAAGUGCCCGCGGUGCGAUUCUCUCCACACCAAGUUCUGCUACUACAACAACUACAACCUCUCCCAGCCCCGCCACUUCUGUAAGGCCUGCCGCCGCUACUGGACCAAAGGCGGUGUCCUCCGUAACGUCCCAGUCGGCGGCGGAUGUCGCAAAACUAAACGCUCCAAGCCGAAAAAUUCAUCUUCGUCAUCGCCGACAUCGUCUCCCCCUCCUCCGCCGCCGCAACCGAACAGCGCCCAUCAGAACAAAUCCAGCUCUCAUUCGAGCAGCGAGAGCUCGAGCCUCACCAACCCCGCCGCCGCCGCUACUGCCGCCACGGAGGCCGUCUCAGCACCGUCUUCGACCGGCUCUGCUUCCAAUUUACUAACCAAUAUUCAUAAUCCGGAAUCCAAAUUCUUCAUUUGUCAAGGCGGCGCGAACGGUGGCUUUGAGCACGGAGCGUCGGCGGCGGCGCUGCUGGAGCAGAGUACGGAGAUUAACGGAAUGUCUUCCGAGAUUGGGAGCUUCACGAGCUUGAUCACGUCUUCCAACGACGUGCCGUUUAGUUUCGGGAACAUCAACGGCUUGCCGUUUGAUCAUCAAGACCAAGUUGGUAAUCAUCAUCACAAUCAAGUUCAUCAAAACCAAUGGGGGCAGCAGAACCAGGAAGUGAAGAUGCAGGAGAUCAGUGGUGGAUUACUGGAUCAGACGGCGCAGGUCGAUCUAUCAGUGUUCCAAAACAGAUCCAACGGCGUCGGAAGAGGAGAAUUUGGACCGUUGGAUUGGCAACCGGGAUCAGUUGAUCAAGGUUUUUUUGAUCUUCGUAACACCGUUGAUCAAGCAUACUGGAGUCAAAGUCAAUGGGCCGAUCAAGACCACCCUACUCUCUACCUCCCGUAAAAUCUCUCACUCUAAUUAACCAU
Molecule: messenger RNA, 1191 nt
Organism: Pyrus x bretschneideri (Chinese white pear)
Lineage: Eukaryota; Viridiplantae; Streptophyta; Magnoliopsida; Rosales; Rosaceae
Product: dof zinc finger protein DOF5.4
Biological process (GO): regulation of DNA-templated transcription
Molecular function (GO): DNA binding; DNA-binding transcription factor activity
Source: RefSeq, a predicted model, not a curated record